This is a messenger RNA of Jaminaea rosea, 1266 nucleotides long. Its product is annotated as BAR-domain-containing protein. The record is from RefSeq and is a predicted model, not a curated record. Lineage: Eukaryota; Fungi; Basidiomycota; Exobasidiomycetes; Microstromatales. The coding region runs from base 1 to 1266 and encodes 421 amino acids. Gene Ontology annotation, biological process: actin cortical patch localization; endocytosis; plasma membrane tubulation. Gene Ontology annotation, cellular component: mating projection tip; actin cortical patch; Rvs161p-Rvs167p complex. The transcript has 4 exons. Gene Ontology annotation, molecular function: protein binding; lipid binding.
AUGACGGGCGUGGCAGUUGCCCUAGUUCGCACGCCGCACAUGCUCACCACCAGGGUGGGCAUGGCAACCAAGUCGCACGACGCCGCUUUUGACGAGCUCAAUCGACGCUUCACGGCCAUCGAGCAGAAUGCCCAGAAGCUCAGCAAGGACUGCGCGACCUUCCGUGAUGCCGUCAAGAACAUGCUCCUCAGCGGCGCCUCAUUCGGCAGCGCCUUCGCGAUCCUCUUCAACCCAAUAGGCACUGAAACCGACCUCGACCGCCGUCAUCCAUCCGCAGCCACGACUGUCUCUAACAUCGUCCACUAUCAGCAGAUGAUGGACGAGCUGCGCGAGAUCCUCACCCCCGAAAUCGACCUCAUCGAGUCCAGAGUCGUAGCUCCGCUCACCGAGUUUGAGCAGUGCCUCAAGGCGAUCCGCAAGAACAUUACGAAGCGAGACCAUAAGCUCGUAGAUUUCGAUCGCCUCAACAACUCCUUCACCAAACUCAAGGAGAAGAAGGAAAAGACGCUCAAGGACGAGCAGAACUUGUUCAAGCUUGAGCAGGAGUUUGACGCAGCGAGCGCUGAUUAUGAGUAUUACAACAACGCCAUGAAGGAGGAGCUGCCCAUCUUCUUUGAGAAGGUCAAGGGCCUCAUGAGCCCACUCUUCCAUUCCUUCUACUACAUGCAGCUCAACGUCUUCUACUUGACCCUCGACAAGGUUCAAACCUUUGCCGAUGGCAAGUACGACCUAACGGACACUUCUCCAGCCGCCGUCGAGCAGCGCUACGCCGACAUGUUGACCGAUGCGGCCGAGAAGCUUGAAGAGCUCUCGAUUCGCAAGCCAGCGACAGCCAGUGCCAGAGUGUUGAGCACCUCAGGGAGGGGGGGUCUAGUAUCAGGCUCGCCAUCUGCGUCGUCAUCGCGGGCGGGAGGCCUGGCAGCUGGCGCCCCAAGCAAGGGCGGCCUCGGUCGCAGCGGCAGCUCCGCGAGCAGCAUGACCUCCCCACCCCCGUACGGGUCAUCAUCAUCAUCAGCAUCAGCAGCGGGUCGGAAAGCUCCACCGCCGCCUCCGCCGACGAAGCCUAAGCCAGGAGCAGCGGCGGCAAAGACGUACGUCGUGGCCCUCUACGACUACGCGGCUCAGGCAGAGGGAGAUUUGUCAUUGCGGGCUGGCGAGAGAAUUGAAGUCGUCGAGAGGACGGCUUCGACAGAGGAUUGGUGGACCGGCAUCGGUGAGAGCGGAGCGAGGGGAGUGUUUCCGGGUAAUUAUGUGAGGGAGGAUUGA